Molecule: messenger RNA, 1203 nt
Organism: Chaetura pelagica (chimney swift)
Lineage: Eukaryota; Metazoa; Chordata; Aves; Apodiformes; Apodidae
Product: DEP domain-containing mTOR-interacting protein-like
Exons: 9
Coding region: 1-1203 (400 amino acids)
Biological process (GO): negative regulation of TOR signaling; intracellular signal transduction
Molecular function (GO): protein binding
Source: RefSeq, a predicted model, not a curated record
AUGGACAGCCUGAGCCCCAGCCUGAGCCCCAGCCUGAAGAAGAAAGCCACCGAGCAGCACUACAGGGCGGAGGUGAUGAUUGCUGGAGAGCAGCUCAGGCUUCGCCUCCACGAUGGGAAGCUCAUUAAGGACAGACGUUACCACCUCCGGACCUACCCCAACUGCUUCGUGGCCAAGGAGCUCACGGACUGGCUGAUCGACCACAAGGAGGCGCCGGACAGGGAGACAGGGAUCCGCCUCAUGCAGAAGCUCAUGGACCACUACAUCAUCCAUCACGUCUGUGAUGAGCACUUGGACUACAAGGACGCCAAGCUGCUGUACCGCUUCCGCAAGGACGACGGGACCUUCCCGCUCAGCAAGGACGUGAAGGUCUUCGUGAGAGGACAGAGCCUUUAUGAGAAGCUGGUGAGCGUGGAAGGGUCAAUUCUGAAGGUGAGAGAGGAGAACUCGGUGAAGUACCAGAGGACUUUCCUGGGCUGCGAGAUGAUUGACUGGCUGGUUCAGGAGGGAGAAGCAGAGAACAGAAAGGAAGCAGUGGAGCUGGGCCGGGCGCUGCUGGAGCACGGGAUCAUCCAGCAUGUCUCCAAUAGGCAUCACUUCUUGGACAGUGACAUCCUCUACCAGUUCUGGAUCAACUUUCGCCGGCGGCGGCGUCUCACAGAGCUGCUCAAUGAGAACUCCUCCCGUGCCCUCUCUGAGAGCCCAGACAGCCCCUUCUGCCUUCGCAAGCUCAACCCAGACCCAGGCAACACCAGCUUUCUCUCUGUCCAGACCUACAAGGAGAUCAAAGUUGCAGUUCGAAGGAGCAGCAUCACUUCCCUUGCUGGGAACUCCAACCCCUACUUCAGCACCACUCCCACGCUGGUCUUCCCUCCCGUGGCCGAGUGCAACCCCAAAUCAGUGUUAAAGAGACCGGUCAGCAAUGAAGAGCUCCUGUCCCCUGGGGCCCCGUACAUCAAGAAAACUCUCACUAUCGUGGGGGAUGCAGUGGGCUGGGGGUUUGUGGUCCGAGGAGGAAGACCUUGCCACAUCCAGGCAGUGGACCCUGGAGGACCUGCUGCUGCUGCAGGGAUGAAGGUGUGCCAGUUUGUUUUCUCAGUGAAUGGUAUGUAUGUUUUGCAUCUGGACUAUCAGACCAUCAGCAGCCUCAUCAUGACAGGACCCCGAACUCUGGUGAUGGAAGUCAUGGAAGCCAUUGAAUGA